Molecule: messenger RNA, 3261 nt
Organism: Motacilla alba alba
Lineage: Eukaryota; Metazoa; Chordata; Aves; Passeriformes; Motacillidae
Product: claudin-16-like
Exons: 6
Coding region: 195-908 (237 amino acids)
Biological process (GO): cell adhesion; bicellular tight junction assembly
Cellular component (GO): plasma membrane; bicellular tight junction
Molecular function (GO): structural molecule activity
Source: RefSeq, a predicted model, not a curated record
CAAACCUUAAAUAGCCCAGCACAAGCUCCAGCUGGUGCUGCAUAUCCCUGACUCCAUUAGAUGAGUCAGGAUCCAAUCCCAUCAGUACUGAAAAGCCUUCCCGACCUACUUCCCUUUUCCCAAAUCAUCAGCAACAAAGAGAUUCUGUCAUCACCUCUCUGCAACAAGGAUGAGACUGCGGUGAAGGUCUCCCCAUGAGUGCAGCCCUGCAGGUGACAGCAUUCGGGCUUGCUCUUCUCUCAACACUGUUCCUACUCCUGGCCACGUGCACAGACUGCUGGAUGGUCAAUGCUGAUGACAGCUUGGAGGUAAGUCACAAAUGCCGGGGCCUUUGGAGGGAGUGUGUCACCAACAUGCAGGACGGGGUCAGGACCUGCGACCAAUAUGACUCAAUUCUGGCUGACCACCCAGUGAAGAUCGUGGUGACACGGACCCUGAUGAUCAUGGCAGAUCUCCUGGCUGGCCUGGCUUUGGCUGCACUGGUCCUUGGGCUCGACUGCAUCACCUUCCUGAAGGAAGAUCCAUGUGCCAAACUGAAGAUGUGCUACGGAGCUGGAGUCAUACUCUGCGCUGGGAGCAUCCUGGGGUUCAUAGGCUCCGUGUGGUAUGCAGUGGACGUCUACGUGGAGAGGGCCAUGCUGGUGUCACACAAUAUAUUCCUGGGAGUCCACUAUGACUUUGGGUGGUCGUGCUGGCUGGGGAUGGCUGGCUCCAUGGGCUGCUUUGUGGCAUCUGUCCUGCUGACCUGCUGCCUCUAUGCCUCCACAGGUAGCCCCCAGCAGCUGCUGUCAACCCCAGAGGCAUCCCCAGCCCUGGGGCCGAACAGCCACCCGGACAGCCAUCAGCAAGAUGUACGCCAUGGAUUCCCGUGUGUGAUGGCCAGCAGCACCUCCUACACCCAGCCCUGAUAUGGGACACUCUCCCUGCCAGUCUGACCCCAUUAAAGCACUAGCACCUGUACUGAGACAUUUCUACAGCUGCUUCCAGGCUCUGACACAGCCAGCUGGCUGCUAAAAGCAAAGGUACUGCAGCAGUCAGCCAGGGAAGGGUUUUUUCCCCACUUCCAGACAGGUUUCAUGAAAAUAAAUCCCAGAAAAGUAUUGCUUUAAGGAAAGAUGCCCCUCUUCCCCGGGAAAGCUGUCAGGACACUGAGGGCAGAGUAGCUCCUCUGACAUUGCUCAGCCCAUGUUUGGGGGAAUUCAGUGGGAAGUCUUUUCCACACGGAGCAGCACUGACUCCAUGUGGCUGGUAGCCCUCCCACACCAGCCCCACUAGAAAUCUUCCCAGGGCUCGGACUCAGGGCGACACAAAGCUUGUGCUCAAAAACUGGGUAAAACCAGGAGUCUGGAAUACUUAGUUAUCCACGUUUUCAUGGGGGGAUCAUGAAGGAACACCAAUGCCAUGCACACAAGACACAAGGAGGUGAGUCAGUCUGAAGCCUGAUGGAAAUGCUCUACCAGGAGAGUGUGGUUUUUAAGUUCACACAAAAUGAGAAUUCUGUUUUCCAAAUGAAUUACCUUUAGCAUUUGUAAACCAUUAUGAAAAGAAACCAGAAUCUGAAACCACAACUCAUUCCCCACCACCCUCAGUUACUGAAUGCUGGUUGUGGCCUCAUUCCCUUUCUCACCCCAAGCUAAGCACACAGACACCAUUGCAGCACAGGGAAACCAAGCAGAAUCUCCUCGGCACUGUCACCCUGAGAGGAGGAAGGUCAAACUCCAGGCCCGAGCAGAUGGUGCUGCAGGGGCACAAUCAGUCCCCAAAACAGACAGGUGUGAAGACUUGCAGUCCCACUCCUGCAGCCCAGCCAGGCUACAAAGCAUCUGCAUCCAAAAUGGAUGCAUACACCUGCAUCCAAAACCUAGAGGAACUGUAAGGGUCUUCUUGAGCCAUCUGCCUCCUCACAUGAAGCCAAAAGGCAGCAAAGCUGUUUUUAAUUGAAGCUUCUCACACUUCUGCAAGAGGGAAUGUCUGGGGCAAGUCUGUCCCUGUUUCCCAGGACCCCAAGGAUAUGGGAAAGGAGAAAAUCCAAACACGGAGUGACAAGAACAGAGAUGAGAUUGUGCUGUCAAAACAGCUGUGUCUGGAGGGCAGGAUGCUCACAGAUGGCACAGCCAGGGCAUGAGCAGGUGGGAACAUUAGCAGGUGGAGAGAGCAAAGCCUGGAGCACUAGGAUUAUUGGGACACCUGGGAUGAUUGAGACACUGGAGCCCACAGGAAAAUUAUUCAGAGCACAGAGCUCACUAGUAUGCAGAAAGGCCCCAAAAGCUGCCAUUGGACAGUGACCCCCUCCUGCAGGUGCUCUGCAGUGGUUCUAACAGGUGUUGUCAUAUCAUGGCACACCUGUGAGCUCCAUGCUGAGGGAGCAGCCCCCACUCACCAGGUUCUCACCAUGGCAAUGGGGUGCAGCCAAAGCCAGUUUUGUCAUAAGGCACAGCUCCAUCUCCAUGCUUCUGCACCCAGCUGGCACUGCAGCGCACUCAUGGAGCAGUUGUGCUAUAGCAUGGCCCCAAUGACAAGUUUGGGACUUUUUGUUAUCUAGAACCUGGCACAGGCUGCCCCGAGAAACUGUGGCUGCCCCAUCCCUGGUAGUGUUCAAGGCCAGCCUGGACAGGGAUUGGAGCAACUCAAUCUGCAAGAUUCAAGUGGAAGGUGUCCCUGCCCCACUGACAGGGUAUGGGAUGAGAUGAGCUUUAAGGUUCCUCAUUCCUCCAACCCAAACCAGUGUGUGAUUUUACCAUUUUGGGGGGAGGGUUCCCCCCCCCCCCUUUUUUUUUAAGCACCUUCACACCACCUCAGGUCUGCAAGUGCUGUAUUCCAGCAAGGACAUAGCCAAGUUGUAUCAGCAAACAGCUCCUGGAAACACUGGGCUAGCACUAGAAACUCCCACCCCUCUGUGCCUGCCCAUCAUCCUCCAAUGUGACUCAAUUGCACCUUCAUUGGUUUUUUUACUUCAACUUUUCUGCUUUACGCCACCAGCCUGUAUGCCCAAAGAGUAAAGCAGUAAUUUUUUCCCAAACCUUCUGUGAAUACUUAAAACCUUUAGAACACCUAAGCACACAUGGUAACUCUUUAAGACCUUUAUUAACAGAUGCUUGCAGUUUGACUUGAAAAAAUCAGGCGUAUAUUUCAUACAAAUUAAAAAUGAGGUUCUUAAAAAUCUCAACGUGACCAGAUAUGAAACAAUUUACAAACUUUUAAAGGUAUAUUGAGAAAAACCAGGCUUUUAAAAAACGUGUUUAUCAUUUCCAAAAAGAGAAU